Messenger RNA from Cydia strobilella, 3798 nucleotides. It is a transcript of the gene Hrs, whose product is annotated as hepatocyte growth factor-regulated tyrosine kinase substrate. The coding region runs from base 113 to 2848 and encodes 911 amino acids. Gene Ontology annotation, biological process: endocytic recycling; receptor internalization. Gene Ontology annotation, molecular function: ubiquitin binding; phosphatidylinositol binding; metal ion binding. NCBI's taxonomy places the organism in Eukaryota, Metazoa, Arthropoda, Insecta, Lepidoptera, Tortricidae. The record is from RefSeq and is a predicted model, not a curated record. Gene Ontology annotation, cellular component: early endosome. The transcript has 13 exons.
AUGCCAACAUUAGAAGAAAAAAAAAUUGACAAAAGUGUGCUGUCAUUUUUCUGUCCCAAAUUAAUCACUGUUGAUUUUCUAAAACAAAAGCUAUUUAACAAUAUUAGUAAUUAUGUUUCGAGCAAAUAAUUUUGAUAAGUUGCUCGACAAAGCCACAAGUAAUCUACGUUUGGAUCCAGACUGGCCAACUAUCCUACAAAUAUGUGAUUUGAUUCGGCAAAAUGAUUGCACGCCAAAAUACGCAGUUGCCGCCAUCAAGAAGAAGUUGUACUCUCAGAACCCGCAUCAGGCCAUGUUUGCACUGCUCACCCUUGAGAGUGUUGUAAAAAACUGUGGCUCCGGCAUGCAUGAUGAGGUGGCUUCAAAGGCGUUCUGUGAAAUGCUGAGGGACCUGGUAAAGACCACCCAACAUGAGAACCUUCGUACCAAGAUCCUGGAACUGAUACAGGCAUGGGGAUUCGCUUUCCGGAACAAUCCAAAAUAUAGAGCAGUACAGGACACGGUGAAUAUUCUCAAAGCCGAAGGAUACAAGUUUCCACCGCUAAAGGAGUCAGACGCCAUGUUCUCUGCUGACACUGCCCCGGAGUGGGCUGACGGUGAAGUGUGCCAUAGAUGCCGAGUUGCCUUCUCUCUGAUGGUCCGUCGGCACCACUGCAGAGCCUGCGGCCAGGUGUUCUGUCAGCAGUGCAGUUCAAAGAGUUCCACCUUGCCCAAGUUCGGCAUUGAGAAAGAGGUUCGGGUUUGUGACGCUUGCUAUGACAAGGUGAGCCGCCCACCGACCUCAACAGCGAAGCUGGAGAUAGUCGACACCUCCAGUGACUACGGCCCUGCUGCAGCACAGCCACAGAAACGUCCCGGCAAAUCCGAGCAGGACCUGCAAGAAGAAGAAGAACUACAGCUAGCGCUCGCGCUCAGCCAAUCAGAGGCCGAGCAGAAAGAGAAGGAACGCACGCGCUCCCGCUCGCACAUCAUCGCGCCGGACCCUGUGACGCACCCAACCGUAUCGCCAACCCCUUCAUCCGUGAGCGCGUCCCCAGAGCACGCGAACCAGUCCAACUCUGAACUUUCCCGCUACCUGGACCGCAACUAUUGGGAGCAACGGAUCUCCAGCCAGAGCGCGCCCACCGCGCCCAUCUCUCACACCACCAGCGACACCUCCGAGGAAUAUGUUAAGCCAGCCACAAGCAAGGCGCAAGAGGACGACAACGAGGAUAAAGAAAUUGACGAGUUCGUAGAAAAACUUAAGUCUCAAGUCGAGAUUUUUGUUAACCGAAUGAAGAGCAACUCUUCCCGAGGCCGAUCUAUCGCGAACGACACAUCCGUACAGUCCCUGUUCAUGAACAUAACCGCGAUGCACUCCCAGCUACUGCGCUACAUACAACAGCAGGACGAUAAAAGAGUGUAUCUGGAAAGCCUUCAGGACAAAAUAAACCAGAUCCGCGACAGCCGCGCGGCGCUCGACACGCUCCGCGCCGAGCAUGCGGCACGUUUAGCCGCGCAGGCCGAGGCCGCCGAGCGACAGAGACAGAUGCAAAUGGCUGCCAAGCUGCAGGCCAUGCGCAAGAAGAAACACGAGUAUCUGCAGUACCAGCGCCAGCUCGCGCUACAGAGGGUGCAGGAACAAGAGAGAGAGAUGCAAAUGAGACAGGAACAACAGAAACACCAAUACAUGAUGGCAUCAAGCACCGGUUACUACAUGCCAGGAGUCACCAUGCAGCAGUACCAGCCUGGCUUCCCCAACCAGCCCAUCUACGCCAACCCACAGUUCCACCAGAUGAUCCCGCAGACCACAGACGGUACUAUCCCUCCAACCGUACAACCUCAGAUAUCCCAAGCCAUGGCUCUCAACGCCAACCAAAUUGCAGCAAUGUCACAAUCCAUGCCUCAACUUAGCAACGCCUUCGCCAUGCCCACAUCAGCCAUGACCAUGAGCCAAGCCCCAAUGACUUCCCCAUCCAUGAACCCACUCAACAUCCGACCAAACAUGACCCCGCAGCAAAUCCAGCAAAUGAUGAUGCAUCAGCAUCAGAUGAGAAUGGCCCAACCCGGGCAGAGUGUCCCACAAAUGUUCCCAGGACAAAAUGUACAGCAAAAUGGACAGGCUCAACAGCCUAAGAACCAACCACCAACAUCUAUGAUGGCUUCUAUGUCCCUCGGACAACCUAAUCAGCCUCAGCUAACACAAGCUAACCCGAUGCUCGGAAUGCAAAUGUCAAACAUGAGAAUGCCCAUAAUGCAAGGCCAAAACCCACAGUUUCCGAUGAACCAACCAAAUAGUCAAUCUCAACAUAUGCAGCAACCUCAAUUGCCAGGGCAACCCAUGUCGUUACCAGGACAGCAAGCACAAAACCAAAGUAUGCCGCAACCUAAUAAUAAUCAGAAUAUACAGCAAAUACCACAAAACAUGCAGCAACCCAUGUCAAUGCCAGGGCAACCUAUGCCUGGUCAACAAAUGAACAUUCAAGGUCAGCAACCACAGAGCCUUCCUCAACAGGCAAUGAUGAAUGCAGGACAAACGCCCAUCCACAUGGGCCAGUUAGGACAACAAAAUCCGCAGAUGAUGCAACACAUGAGUCAAAUUCCUCAACAGAUGUCUCAAGGGCAACAAAUGCCUCCAAAUCCGACGAUGCCUCAAAAUCCGACAAUGCCUCAAAACCCGGCCAUGCAAAUGGCGCCCGGUCAGCAAAUGCCAAACAACCAAGGCCAACCAGUCAAAAUACCGUCACAAAACUUUACCAAUGGCCAGCCGGCGCCGCCGCCCAAUCAGAACCAACCACAGACCCAACCGCAAACGCCUGUCAAGUCGGAGAGCAACAAUAACACAGCGGAACUCAUCAGUUUUGAUUAACACUGCUAGUGACGUGCUAUAGGGCCCAAAGAUAACACUUGGAAGUUUUAUUCACUUGCUAAGUUUUAAUCAUAUAGGGAGAUAGGGACACAAUUGUAUAUUAGAAUGAGAAAUUAUUGCUAUCUCAUUUUAAAUGCUUAUGAAAGUAAAACUUCCAAGUGUGAGGACGGAGCAUUAUUGACAAUAUUGUCUAUCUGACUCUCAUUUUAUGUAGUCUGGCUGUCGAUAGUUGAAUCUAUAAAAUUCGAUUAGGCAGCAACAUAUACAUUCUAUGUUUUGACUUAUGUGGGGCCAAAAUAUACAUGUAAGUUGCAAAUCGGCAUGCGGCCUUCUCACUAUUUUUAUUGCCCUACCUGCAAGUUGAUUUUGGCCUCGUCAUAGCAGUAUAGUCUGUAGAUUAUAUUGUGCAAUAAAAUUGAUCGUAUAUGGGAGGCCGGAGGAGAUUAUUAAGUUGACUGGGCAUCAUCUGUACGUAACGUAAAAUUAAUACGCAAUAAUAAAAAGCACUUAGAAUUCACAGUAAGAUAUAGCGUUUCUGAAAUUAUAAUAUUGAUAGUGUAAUAAAUGUUUUUAUAUUAUAACUUACUAUAACGGUACGAUAUAUUCACGCUUUUCAUUUUCAUCAAUAUUACAAGUUUAUUAUAUUUACCGAUCAAACAUUGCGAUUAUGUUUUAUGAUUGAUAGGCAAAUUAUUAGUCUUCAUUUUAAAUUCACCUUUCAUUUGGUGUAGUUGUUUAAAAAAACCGUUCUUAUGGCCUUUGUAACCUAAUGUAAAUGUGUAACAUGUAAAAUAUUUGUCAUUUUGUAGGUUUAGAUGAUACAAGAAUUAUAUUUAGAAAUUGAAAAUAUUUUGUUUACCGAUUUUUUAUUAUUUGCUGAUAGAGGUUUUGUUAUUUAACUAAGUUAUGAUCUAUGAUGUAUAAAAACAAUAAAACAUUUAAAAUAUUUA